AAUAUCACAGACUUUGUGAACGACUCGUGCGAUGAAAACAUUUGCAAAACGCGAAUAAUCGGUAAACAAAAGUUUGUCCAAAAGUGGACAACCAUUAAGUGAACUGCAAUUAUGAGUUCCCGAUAUAAGCAGCGAAUGGUUCAGUUAAGCGCCCGAAUAUUCGGUGAAUACCGACGACCAGAUUUGCCGUCAGAGUUGACCCGCGACCGCAUUUACGACGAAAAAGUACGUCACGCGUGGCAUUCAUAUCAUCACCGAAAUGAAGUGGUCAUCAAAAAACUAUCGGCGCUACCAAUGGAUUUAGACUGUCAUCGCAAUCAUCUCUACUAUCCUCCACAUCCACAACACGUGGAUCUCAUCGAUAAACUCCGAGAGUUGGGAUUAUUUCGUGACGAACAUUUGGACUUUAAAGAUGAGAUCGAGAGACAAAAGAUCUUAAGAGGAAAAAGGAUUUGGAAAUAUGAACCAAAAAAUAAGAAAAACUAAUCAUUUUAUUAGCGUUUAAAUUACAAUUAAAUUGUAUUUGUUUUUAUAGUCAAUAAAUAUAUUUAUUAGCU
This is a messenger RNA of Oppia nitens, 557 nucleotides long. It is a transcript of the gene mRpS33, whose product is annotated as 28S ribosomal protein S33, mitochondrial-like. The transcript has 2 exons. Lineage: Eukaryota; Metazoa; Arthropoda; Arachnida; Sarcoptiformes; Oppiidae. Bases 112 to 486 code for a protein of 124 amino acids. The record is from RefSeq and is a predicted model, not a curated record. Gene Ontology annotation, cellular component: mitochondrion.